This is a messenger RNA of Peronospora matthiolae, 603 nucleotides long. NCBI's taxonomy places the organism in Eukaryota, Oomycota, Peronosporomycetes, Peronosporales, Peronosporaceae. The record is from the annotation of a GenBank genome assembly.
AUGAUUGAUGACGAAGAGCUCCCGCGCCACCCGCUACGGCUCGUCCCCUGGGACAGCAGUACGAUGGACGAUGGUAAAGUCUUGACUGACCCCGAAGGCGUGGCGAUGGCAACAGCGUUUAUGAAAAAGUCACGGGAAAAGUGGGAGGCGGGGAAGUCGCUUCGGUCUGCGCCAGUACUGGACGAUCUCGAGCGAGUGGCACGGGAGAUCAAGGAGAAGGCCAGCUUGUCAGGUGGCUCGGACAGCUUCAGCAGUUUUAUUGGCUCCGACUCAGAGUCGCAGACGGCAUUUCGAAUACGUUCCCAGCAGUCGUGGCGCAAACAGCGCCAGUCGUUGAUGGAUGAAGCUGCAAAAAUAGGCGGAGCAGAAGGGUUCAUGCAAGCAGAGAUUGACGGUAUGGAAUCGAGUCUGGCAGAAAAGUUGCUGCAGAGAGGCUACGGAUUGGACUCUAGUCCGACUAAAGAGAGCGUAGGGAACUGGAGUGACCUAGUAGCAGCUCGAAUGACGAUAAAAGCGACGGAAUUGUGCUGCCUCAAGCGUCUCAUGAUGCGUUCAGAGAUCGGUUGGUGGAGUUUUACACCAAGUACAACCCCGACAAGUUAA